AUACAAACGAACAAACAAAGCCGAACCUCCACCACCUUCUUCUUCUUCUUCUUCUUCUUCUUCUUCUUCUUCUUCUUCUUCUUCUUCUUCUUCUUCAACCGUUCCUGCUCAGGCGACAUUACCGCCAACGACUUGUAUUCCUCUCGAUUUCUUCACAAUGAAGUAUGUUUUGGUCACUGGCGGCGUCGUUAGUGGACUCGGCAAAGGCGUCACCGCCAGUAGUAUCGGUCUCGUUCUCAAAGCCUGUGGCCUGCGAGUCACCUCCAUUAAAAUAGAUCCGUACUUGAAUAUGGAUGCUGGUACCAUGUCUCCUUUUGAACACGGGGAAGUUUUUGUUCUUGAUGAUAGCGGUGAGGUUGAUUUAGACCUGGGAAACUAUGAACGUUUCCUAGAUAUAACGUUGACAAGAGAGAACAAUAUUACUGCAGGAAAAAUAUAUCAGUCUGUUCUCGAGAAGGAGCGAAGAGGUGAUUACCUUGGGAAGACCGUUCAGGUAGUUCCACACAUCUCCGAUGCCAUUAAAAACCACAUUGAGUCAGUAGCUACCAUUCCCAUGGAUGGCCAAGAGGGCCCUGCUGAUGUCUGCGUGAUAGAAUUGGGAGGGACUGUUGGUGACAUUGAAUCAAUGCCGUUUAUUGAAGCUUUGCGACAACUGUCCUUUUCAGUUGGUCCAGACAAUUUCUGCCUUAUCCACGUGAGCUUAAUACCAGUAUUGGGAGUUGUUGGAGAGCAAAAAACAAAGCCUACACAACUCAGUGUUCGAGAACUCAGAGCUUUAGGCUUAACUCCACAUCUGCUAGCGUGCCGAUCUGCUCAGCCUAUACUGGACAAUACGAAAGAGAAGCUUUCUCAGUUUUGCCAUGUUCCAGCCUGUAAUAUUCUGAAUAUCCAUGAUGUCCCAAACAUCUGGCAUAUUCCACUUUUGCUUACGAACCAGAAUGCUCAUCAUUCAAUUCUCAAACAACUCAACUUGGUCAGGAUUGCCACUGCUCCUGAUUUGCGUGACUGGACAAAUAUGGCUGCAACUUAUGACAAUCUCACAAAUUCAGUGAAAAUUGCGAUGGUUGGGAAGUACGUUGGUUUGGCAGAUUCAUACCUUUCUGUUGUGAAGGCCCUUCUUCAUGCAUGCGUUGCAUGUUCUUUGAAGCCGUCAAUAGAUUGGAUUGCGGCUACUGACCUUGAGGAUGAAAGUUCCAAAUUGAAACCGGAAGCACAUGCUGCUGCGUGGGAGACCCUGAGGAAAGCAGCCUGUGUCUUAGUUCCUGGAGGAUUUGGAGAUCGGGGUGUGAAGGGCAUGAUAUUGGCUGCAAAGUAUGCCAGAGAAAACAAAGUUCCGUACUUGGGGAUUUGCUUAGGCAUGCAGAUAUCUGUAAUUGAGUUCGCUGGAAGUGUUUUGGGUUGGGAAAAGGCAAACAGUACAGAGUUUGAUGAUGGGACGCUGUAUCCUGUUGUCAUUUUUAUGCCUGAGGGUUCAAAGACACAUAUGGGAAGCACUAUGAGAUUAGGAUCUCGAAGAACAGUAUUCCAGACUGCUGACUGUAUUACUAAAAGGAUGUAUCAUAACUCAGAAUAUGUAGAUGAACGGCAUCGGCAUAGAUAUGAGGUAAACCCAGAGUUCAUCGAGACAUUUGAAGAAGCUGGCCUGAAAUUUGUUGGGAAGGAUGAGACUGGAAAAAGAAUGGAGAUUUUAGAACUUCCAAGCCAUCCCUUCUAUGUGGGUGUACAAUUUCAUCCAGAAUUUAAAUCACGGCCCCGGAGGCCGUCACCUGUCUUUCUAGGUUUUAUACUGGCGGCAACUGGGCAAUUAGACUUAUAUCUUGAAAAGCAAAUGAAUGGAAGUUGAUGCAACUAUUUACUCCCACAAUCUUUCAAGAGAAGAACUUGAUUCUUUUUGCUGGGUCAAAGGCGUACUAUGACGACGAACUCCAAUACGAGGUACUUUACUGUAGCUGUACGUGAUACCAUACAAGUAACUGUAGUUGGAUCCAGAUGAUUGUGUUCUUGGCAGUGGCAGUGGCAGAGCUUGAUUUGCCAGUGAAGUUUUGGUUUAUUUUUUGCCCCCUAGCAUAAAAGAAUCUUGAUUUCAUGUGUGUAUUAUGAAUGCGACAAAAAUAGUAUAAAAAGGUUUUACACUACUUAUUAAGUUAGGCUUUUUUAUGUAUCAUUCCAUUUUAUGUAGAUAGCCCUCCUAAAUUAAUGCGUUGAUUAAAUUUAUUCUUGGU
Messenger RNA from Cucurbita moschata (crookneck pumpkin), 2222 nucleotides. Its product is annotated as CTP synthase-like. The record is from RefSeq and is a predicted model, not a curated record. NCBI's taxonomy places the organism in Eukaryota, Viridiplantae, Streptophyta, Magnoliopsida, Cucurbitales, Cucurbitaceae. Gene Ontology annotation, molecular function: identical protein binding; CTP synthase activity. The transcript has 23 exons. Bases 158 to 1843 code for a protein of 561 amino acids. Gene Ontology annotation, biological process: CTP biosynthetic process; pyrimidine nucleobase biosynthetic process.